GGAUCGACUGUGCGGGGUUUGAUUAGCCCGCCUGGUCACAGCAGCGGUCAGAGAUGGCGGCGCUGUCAGCUCCUCUACGAGUCUGCAGAGGAAUACUGAAAGAACUACGAGCCGCCCAUGGGUCAGGCUAUAAGAAGACCCUGGCCUACGGCUAUGUCAUGGACCAGUUUCGUAAGAAUAAGGUAACAGGAGAAAGGUACUGCCGUGCCCAGCAGGAGGCACACCAUGACUCACACACAUAUCUGUGUUUGCUGACGUCUACCAGGAACCACAUGCUCCUGCACAACCUUUACCAUGGCAAGGGAGAGCGCAGCCAAGAAGAAGCGGCUGGCCUCGUGGGGCUCAGGUUGCCCACUCAGCCAGGAGGUAAAGGCUGGGAGAAGUGAGGAAAUGGGUGGGUGUGAACUUGGAAGAAAAUCUUGACACUCUUCAGAAAUGACGUGUCUGCGGCUGUUUCAUCUGAUCUCAUGCAAUUCACUUCAUGUAAUCUCCAAAGGGAUAAAUAUUUGACUGGAGGCAGAAUGGAGAUUGUGCCAUCAUGGACUGAAGGAACUUGACUUAUUCCCGUUGUGUUGUUGUACUAGUGUUCAAUGGGACGAUAAUCUGAUCUGAUCAACUGAAAAUAUAUGCUGUGAUCAAAAAUCUGUUGUUCAGCUGUAAAUAUACUGCCAUCUACAGUUUAUCUACACCUGCUGUUGUUUGUUUUGUGGCAAUUUCCCUAACUGUUAAAAGGCAAAAGCAACCAUUCAAAAGGACUGUAAGUACAUUUUCAUUUUGAUUCAUUUGUCCCAUUAAAGUAUUAGUCACCAUUACACUUUCUGAGAUUUCUUUUUAAGGACACUGAAAAAGGUUACACAUUACAAUAAAAACAUAAACAAACAGCCUGCUUGCAUAUCACUUAAACUGGUAAUUAAAUGCAUCUAUUACUGUAUGUCCACGCACAUAAGGAGCCAGGCAAAAGUUGAGCAACAGGAAUAACUGAGAAUAUUUAACAUGUUUGUUGUAUGUGAAAUUCAUGUCACAUAGGCUCUGUGAAUUCAUGUAUUUAUUCUCUCAGAAAUGUGUGCAGGUGUUUGUGGGAUUCUUUACAGUUUGUCAAACCUAGAAACCUUUACUAUCAAAAGAGACGUUUUUGGCCAAACAUAAAAAAUAAACAUUUGUCUUGAGCUGCAAAACAUAUUUGACCCCUUUAUAAUGCUAAUUUCUCACCACAGAUCAAGCAUACCAGUAAGCUAGAAGCAUUGGUUGUGAAAGCAAACAAAUCUGUCCACGCACUAUCAAAUUCUCUAUUUUCUAGACUUAAGACUAGUAUGCCAGUAGCAACCACUUGAGGUUCCGGAAAAGGAAAAGGCACAAGGUUGGGACCUAUAAUGCACAUUUUAGUUGACGAAAUGUUACACAUUUUUACAAUGGAGAAUGUAAGAAUCACUUUAGGCCUACAACAAUUACAUUAUUUAUUUUUUUGACUGCCACAGGGGGCCACUGGAGAGGGGCUGUAGAGACGCAGGUUGCCUACCCCGUUCUACUCUCAUGCUUUUCCAUUAGUGCACAUUGGGGUGGUUCACUGUGGACAACCUUUGCUGAGACUUUGAUUUAACUGCACAGAUAUUGUUAAAACUGUAGUUGAGCAAAUAUCCCAUCUACAUUUUGUCACAUGUCUUUGUUCCUGAUGCAAAGUUAUACUUAUGCAGAAAAUGUUUGAGACAUUUGAGAGUCUAGUUUGACUUGUGCAGCUGUCUUUAUAACUGGUUUAGCUCAUUAAAAGUUCUAUCCUUUUUCA
This is a messenger RNA of Dicentrarchus labrax (European seabass), 1780 nucleotides long. RefSeq names its product formation of mitochondrial complex V assembly factor 1 homolog (gene fmc1). The coding region runs from base 54 to 386 and encodes 110 amino acids. The transcript is spliced from 2 exons. Lineage: Eukaryota; Metazoa; Chordata; Actinopteri; Moronidae. The record is from RefSeq and is a predicted model, not a curated record. Gene Ontology annotation, cellular component: mitochondrion.